Molecule: messenger RNA, 714 nt
Organism: Rotaria sp. Silwood1
Lineage: Eukaryota; Metazoa; Rotifera; Eurotatoria; Philodinida; Philodinidae
Source: the annotation of a GenBank genome assembly
AUGUAUUUUUGUAACGAAGGUUAUUGUCCAACACAAAGCAAUCCAAAUACUACAUGUACACCAGAUGGAACACAACAUAACAUCAAGAUACGUAAAGAAGAAACAGGAAGUAGCAUGGAAAUAAUUGACACUGUGACAAGUAGUCCAUUGAAUGGAUGGAUAAAACGCCAGGUGGAUUUCACUACUAUAACACCUGGAUAUAAAAUUUAUUUUGAUUUUGAAAAAACAUCUGGACCCGCUACACCUAUGACCACAAUUGCAGUUGAUGAAAUAUCAAUUCAUCAAGGAAGUUGUUUUGAUGAAUCCGUAACUCAAAAUAUAACAACUACAUUAACAGAAUCAAUAGUAACAAUGACAACUGAUGUUGAAAUAAAAACCAGCACAGCAAAAGCAUCUACUGUAUCGACAAAAAUUACAAGCACAAUUGAACAAUCGACUGAAUUUACAAUCAUUAGCCUGAACAAUUCGAUGGCAUCAACUGAACUUGUUACAUAUGUUACAAAUAGUAAUUCUCCGGUAAUAUUAACAACAAUCACUACAUCAACUUCUGAUAAUCAAUCUACAGAAUCCAAUAAUAUUUAUAUUAUUGUUUUGGCUGUUGUUAUUCCUAUUGUUUUGAGUUCAAUUACUGCAAUUGUUAUUUGGAUUAUAAAGUGUUAUCCAAAGAAAAAAAUAUCACCAUCUGCAUUAGAACUUAAUCAAGUACCAACUUGA